This is a messenger RNA of Drosophila santomea, 1407 nucleotides long. RefSeq lists its product as uncharacterized. Bases 509 to 1042 code for a protein of 177 amino acids. The record is from RefSeq and is a predicted model, not a curated record. The transcript is spliced from 4 exons. NCBI's taxonomy places the organism in Eukaryota, Metazoa, Arthropoda, Insecta, Diptera, Drosophilidae.
GACCUCGCCGGUUCUGUUGCGUUCGUCUUUUCCCCCAUUUUUUUCUUGGUUUUUAAUUAAGCCCUUACCUGUGCGGUGUGUAUUCAAAGGUGUACAGAUCCACCGCUAGUUCGGGGAUUUUUUGUGAAUUUCUUGCGGCCCGUAAUUAACGUGGGCUUACCUGUCCGCCCGCGGCAAAAGCAUUAAUAGCGUGACGCCCGUCAUCACAGCUGUCCACCGUCAAAAAGCUAAUCACCGCACUGAAAUCAAACACGUUGCGUGACAAAACUGAGCUCCCCUCAAGUGCUGGCUCCUGGGCUUCCUGCUGCUGCUCACCAUCACCACCAGUUGGCCCACGGGAACAUUUGCGGCACCGCGACGCGCUCGAGGACUGCACCUGAUCCUGCCGCAUCGCAACCACCACCACCGACAGCUGCAUCACCACCAGCACACCAGGUCGGUCGAGACCACCAUCGUGACCCUGAAAACCAAUCAGACUGAGGGCAGGGAUACGUGCACGGCCAUCAGGAUGACACCCAACAUCGCACACCUGCAAGUGGCGCACGAGGUGGCCAAGAAUACGCGGGAGGCGGUCAUCUGUCUGACCAAAGAAUGGCUGAAGGACCUGGGCCAAAACCUUUCCCAGAACAUUAAGGCGUACUCGAUGCACACCCUGGCCGUGAGGCAUCCACUCGACGAGGAGGUGAAGAACGUCAAGUUCCAGGACGAGCUGGGUGACUUCGUGUACGAGGGCAAGGUGGGCACGCUGGAGGAGGAGAUGCCGGCGAUUAUCGAGUCCCUGAUGGUGCUGGAGCAUCUGUACGAGACCAUUGAGUUCAAUCACAAGUCGUGGAACUGCUUCUUCAACAACUUUGUGCACUUCUUCCAUCACAACAUGCACGAGGCUCUCAAGGUCGCCGGCCUCAAUGAUGCCUGCAAUCCCAGGAACUCCGCGUACAAUAAGGCUUACAUUUGGCCAGAGUUUGGCGCCGCCGUGGAGACCAUCAAGGUGCUGACCAUCAUCGAGCACAAGUACGAGCAGCUGAUCAAGCAGAAUCUGUAAUCUGUGAGAGCUGAAAGCUGAAAGCUCCUGGGGAGCAGAAGAAGCCAAAAAUACCAAAAACAAUCAAUGACCCACUGCAAUCUCAAGCUAACAGGCUAUGCCCACGUGUAUCCAGAUUCGUAUUCAUCAUCAUCUACCUUAGACCCUAUUAUUUAUUAUAACUUCUUAAAUCCCCACCCCAUACUUAUUUAUAUCGCCUUUGCAUCCUAUUUAUAUACAUAUACCAAUCACCAUACUCACUAAACACAUUCACCGCCUCGCAGGCUCGAUAACUUAUGACAACUAUUACUUAAGUGUAUUUUUUUUACAUAUAUAUAUAUAUAUUUAUAUUAUGACUAUUAAUAAAUUAUACCGAUAAGCGCAGA